CAUCUCAGCGCUUAGCUGUUGCCUGCGAGGUUCAACACUGCCGGCGACAGCGACCAAGGCUGCGCCUCAACAUUCAACGAGCAGCGACGUGCAAAUUAUUUGCUCGCUCGACUGAAUCAAGCUUAUCGUCCCAUUAUUUCAUUCAUAGUAGUACUUUUCAGCUGUGGCUCUCAUUCCCUUCCGCUAAGGCAACACUCUUUUCUUGAUUCCAGUCGUUCCAGUCAUUUUCAUUUUAACCAACAUCGUACCAUUCAACCAUGUCCCAGUAUCGCCCCGAUGUCCUGCGAAAACGACAGACGCUGGGUGGUCUCUCCGGAUCCGUGAUAGUCACUGACACUUCGCCCACCGCAACUGCUCUCGUUCAAAACACCACACCGAUACCUGGUUCGGGUUCCCAGACGGGCAUUCAACUUGCCUCCUCGACGCCGUCCGCAUCACCGACUUCGUCGUCAGUUGCACCUGCUGUGACUACCUCCUCACCCACUUCCUCUUCCGGAAAUGACAUACCAUUAAGUACUGUCAUCGGCGCCUGCGUCGGCGCAUUCAUCCUCCUCGUACUGGUAAUCUCUUUAGCUAUCCACUGUUCAAGACGACAAAAGCCGCAGCCCCGCAAUGCUGACAACUUGUACCGCCGGCGCUUUCACUUACAACAUUGGGAUCGCCUAAAUGAUGACAAGGAGGGCCAACAGAAUGGGUCGCACAGGCCUCCAUCCGGGCCGAUGGAAAAGUUGGGCGCAAUGUUCCAUCGUACACCCAGCACAACCUCUGGAGAAAAGUCCUCUGAUAGCCAUGGAAACCGCGAGUCUAUAGGCACGAUGCAGCACUUUGCCAAGUAUCAUCCUGGCUUGGCUGAGGAAAUGGCAUCAAAAUCUGCAGGUUUAGGUCACGUGGUUGUCACUAAACCUCCGCCUGUGCAGCGGUUUAUGAGCCGCACUCAAGCUGAUGGUGUGCCAACCAUUUCGUGGGACGGCGAUACUGUUGGUGGGGGCUCGCUCUUCUCCGUGCAGUCGCGUCUAUCUGGUACCAUGUCACCUACGGUGACUAUGGUCAAGUUCACGCCACCUGCAACUGUGUCUGGGUCACAUCGCUGGGAGAGUGCAGAGGUUGGCCAUAUUGAUGUACAUGGUUCAGAGACGUCAGAAGCAGGCGAUUCACGCAAUCCUUUCGCGGAUGCGGCUUCCGUCAAGAGUGGCAUUAGCCGACGCGUCACUAACCCAUUCUUCAAUGCGCAGGAGAAACCCCAAAAGCGCACACUCUUUGCCAACACCACACCCGAAUCCAAUCCCUUUGCUGACUCGAAUACUCCCACUUCGAAACCUUUCCUUGAAGUUGAAGCUCGCUCAACCAGCUCCAACAAUUCCCACGCUAUGCAAAGUCUCAUCGCUGCACUGGACAUGUCAGCUGGGCCACGUCUACCCGUGUCAUCCAUGCGAUCAUCAAAUUACUCACAUAGCUCAACAAUCAUGUCUUGUGAUGAAGUUGAUGCUGUGAGCGUGACAGCCUUCCCAUAUCCCCCAACGCAAGUUCCGCUCAGAUGAUCCACUUCCAAAACAACACGCUUCGCUUUCCAUUAAUAUGUGCAAACUUCAUUUCGCAUCAAUACAUACUGCCAUCUUGAUACAUUAUUUCAUAUUUGUAUCUCGCGCAUCCCACCUUCAUAUUUUUUUCAUGGGGGCGCUUUACGGUCCGGUAUCGACGUGUACCCCUCCCACUUUGUCACUCCUUGAUCUUUUGCAUGGGAGCAGCUUGUUUUGCGCUUUCCCUGUUACGUUACAUCUUGUCCAUCACUACUUGCUAUCCAAAUUGUUCUGAGGUAGACUUGUUAUAUUUGUUAUAUUUAUUGUUGCUAGCUUCACCAUCUGCGCCUCCUCGCAGGAACCUUCAAUGAAAAAUGAAUAGGGUAGACUUGUAAAAUGUGAGCGCUGUCACUUGUGCGAAGCCUUCAA
Suillus discolor is the source of this 1946-nucleotide messenger RNA. RefSeq lists its product as uncharacterized. Bases 258 to 1538 code for a protein of 426 amino acids. The transcript is spliced from 2 exons. NCBI's taxonomy places the organism in Eukaryota, Fungi, Basidiomycota, Agaricomycetes, Boletales, Suillaceae. The record is from RefSeq and is a predicted model, not a curated record.